UUGCGGUUCGCUGAAGAAAUAUAAAACGAAACAAAUGUUUUGAAACAUAAUUUAUUCUUAAACCGGCAUUAAAACAGAAAAAUUGUCUAAUUAAAUAAUUGAAAAUUCUUUAUAAGUGUUAAAAAAAUAUAAAAAAAUGGAUUCUGAUGAAGAAGAUGAUGCGCUUUCAAGACAACUCACUGGCUUUCUGUUCGGUAACAUAGAUGAGAAUGGAAAACUUGAAUCUGAUUUCUUAGAUGAAGAAGCUAAAAAACAUGUUGGAUCUUUAUCAAAAUUUGGACUUUACAACCUGAUUGGAUCAGGUUUUAUAAGUGACGAUGAAGCAAGUGAUUCCGAUACAGACUCUUCUGAUUCCGGAAGACGAGCUUUUCGUCGUAGACGAGUUGUUGCAUCGCCAACUGAUUACAAAAAUAAAGAUGACACUGCUGAAGACUUUUUUGAUAUAAAUGAGUUAGCAGAUGAACAACCGAUUGAAGAGUCAGAUCCCAAAGAAGAUUAUGACAUUGAAGCAGAAAUUCCAGCAGUCAAAGUGAGCAUUGAUGGAGCUGAAAAAUCAUCUGAAGAAAGUCACGCUGAGAAGAACGGAGAAACGACUGAUGACAAGCAAUUAAUGCCACCACCACCUCAAAAUGCUGCACCGUCAAUCAAACAAGAUGAGACAACCGAACCAACGGCAGCAGAAGCUAAAAAAGCUGACAAGAAAUUGGACACACCGCUUAGUGCGAUUAGAAGCACGCUUUCAAAAUAUGCUGACGUUGAUGUAACUGAAAUCUUUCCUGACUUUCGACAAGACAAAGUUCUUCGAUUUUCACGUCUUUUUGGUCCCGGUAAGUUUUCAAGUCUUCCACAAAUCUGGCGAAGUGUUCGAAGAAAAGCAAAAAAGAAGCGCAAAGAUCGUGAACGUGGAAACACUUCUGAAUCGACGAGUGACUCUGAUGAACCAAGAAAGUCGGUUGGAUUUAAUUUGAAGUUCGCUCCGACACCGCCAAAGGAGCAAAUCAUGUCUGACGAUGAAGAGAAGUUGUUGAGUGAGAAAACUAAUCAAGGAAAAGAAGAAAAGCAGGAUGACGGCAACAGCAGCGAUCAAAAGUCGAAAGCUGCUGCUGAUUGGCGUUUCGGACCGGCACAAAUCUGGUACGACAUGCUUGACGUCCCUGAAAGUGGCGAAGGCUUCAACUAUGGAUUUAAAUUGAAGGAUAAAAGUAAAAUUGAGGAGAAAGUCGAAGAAUCGUCAACACCAUCAGCACCAGUCGAUCCAAUACCCGACGAUGCUUUCUUGAUGGUCUCACAAAUUCAUUGGGAAGAUGACGUCGUUUGGGACGGAAAUGCAAUUAAAGAUAAAGUUGAAGCGAAAUUGAAUUCAAAAACAAAUGCAGCUGGUUGGUUGCCAUCAAGUGGAUCACGAACAGCUGGCGCUGUUAUUGGAAAAAGUGCAACUGGCGUCACACCAACAAUCAAAGACACGAAAUCAAGUUUAAGUCUCAGUGCAAAGUUCAGCAAAGCUCAUGCAAUGAAGCAACAACAGGAAGACACAGACGACACUUGGUAUUCAAUCUUCCCUGUUGAAAACGAAGAAUUAGUUUACAAUCAAUGGGAAGACGACGUGAUUUGGGACGCUGAAGCGCCAAUGGACAAAAUUCCAAAACCAAAAGUUUUAACACUCGAUCCAAAUGACGAGAACAUCAUUCUUGGCAUUCCUGAUGACAUCGAUCCUUUAUUCCAACAUUCAACGCCGGUUGUCGAGCUGAGAGCGCCUUUCAUCCCAACUCACAUGGGACCAAUGAAACUGCGACUUUUCCAUCGUCCGCACAUGAAAAAUUAUUCUCAUGGCGUUUUGACAUCGACGAAUUAUCAUUCAGUUGCGCCAUUGUUAAAGCACAUCAACAAGAAAGCACAACAACGUGAAGCUGAACGUGUAGCGUCGGGUGGUGGCGACAUUUUCUUUAUGCGACAACCAGAAGAUCUCACGGGACGUGACGGUGAAAUAAUUUUGAUAGAAUAUUGUGAAGAACAUCCGCCGUUGUUGUCGCAAGUUGGGAUGUGCUCGAAAAUCAAGAAUUAUUACAAACGCGAUGCUGACAAGCCAAAAGCGCCGACUGGAUUUCGUUAUGGCGACACAGUUCCAGUUCCACAUCCAAGUCCAUUUCUAGGCAUUUUAAAUCCUGGUCAACACAUAACUGUGGUUGAGAAUAUCAUGUAUCGAUCGCCAAUUUACGAGCAUUCAUGUUCGACGAGCGACUUUCUUGUCAUUCGAACAAGAAAUAAUUAUUACAUUCGUGAGAUUGACGCGCUGUUUACAGCUGGCCAGGAAUGUCCUUUAUAUGAAGUUCCAGGACCGAAUUCAAAGCGUGCAAAUAAUUUUGUUCGUGACUUUCUUCAAGUCUUCAUUUAUCGUUUGUUUUGGAAGUCACGAGACAAUCCAAGAAAGAUUCGAAUGGAUGACAUUAAAAGCGCUUUUCCAGCACAUUCUGAAAGUUCAAUUCGUAAGCGAUUGAAGCAAUGCGCUGAUUUUAAACGAACUGGAAUGGAUUCGAACUUUUGGGUGAUUAAACCGGACUUUCGUUUGCCAUCGGAAGAAGAAAUUCGCGCGAUGGUUUCACCAGAACAAUGUUGCGCGUAUUUCAGUAUGAUUGCAGCUGAACAACGUUUGAAAGACGCCGGCUAUGGAGAGAAAUUCAUUUUCGCACAACAAGAAGACGACGAUGAAGAAAUGCAAUUGAAAAUGGAUGAUGAAGUGAAAGUUGCGCCUUGGAACACAACACGAGCUUACAUGCAAGCAUCACGUGGUCGUUGCAUUCUGCAAUUGAAUGGACCAGCUGAUCCAACGGGAUGUGGUGAAGGGUUCAGCUACGUUCGAAUGCCUAACAAGCCGACACAAAACAAGGAAGAACAAGAAAGUCAACCGAAGCGAACUGUGACUGGAACUGAUGCUGACUUGCGUCGUUUACCUUUAAGCAGUGCGAAGGCAUUGUUAAGGAAAUAUAACGUGCCGGAAGAAGAGAUAAAGAAACUUUCACGAUGGGAAGUUAUUGACGUUGUCCGAACACUUUCAACAGAGAAAGCGAAAGCUGGCGAAGAAGGAAUGGACAAAUUCUCACGUGGGAAUCGAUUUUCAAUCGCUGAACAUCAAGAACGUUACAAGGAAGAAUGUCAACGAAUUUUUAAUCUUCAGAAUCGAGUUCUUGCAAGUUCGGAAGUUUUAUCGACUGACGAAGAUGAGUCAACAGCAUCGGAAGAAUCUGAUCUUGAAGAGAUGGGAAAGAAUCUUGAAAAUAUGUUGGUGAACAAGAAAACGUCAUCGCAAGUGAUUCAAGAACGUGAAGAACAAGAACGACAAGAAUUGCUGAAGCUCAUUGAAAGUCGUGACAAUCCAAAGUCAGCAAAGAAGAAGGAAGACGAUUUACAGCAAUCACAACAGAAUCAGACGACGAGAAUAUUGAAAAUCACGCGAACGUUCAAGCAUGCUGAAGGUGGCGAAUACACGAGAGUUGAAACAGUUCGUCGUCCAACUGUCAUCGAUGCCUAUGAGAAGAUUCGUCGGACGAAGGAUGAAGAUUUCAUUAAAAGAUUUGCAUCGAUGGAUGAAGCGCAGAAAGAAGAAAUGAAACGUGAAAGACGACGAAUUCAAGAGCAACUUCGACGAAUCAAAAGAAAUCAGGAAAAGAUUGGAAUGUUAAGUCAACAAAAUGAUUCAAGUUCAUUGAUCGGCGAUCGAAUGAUUCAUUCAGGAAGCAGCAGUCGCGAUCCAUCAGUAAGUAAAGAAUCGCCGAAUAAAAAGAAAAUUAAAUUGAAACCCGAUUUGAAAUUGAAAUGUGGGGCUUGUGGUCAAGUUGGUCACAUGAGAACGAACAAAGCUUGUCCCAAGUACACUGGAAUUAUUCCACCAGUUUCACCAGUUCAAGUUGCAUUGACAGAAGAACAAGAAGAAGAAUAUGAAAAGGAAUUGCUUGGAGUUGAAGAUGAAGAUUUGGUGAAUGUUGAUGGAACGAAAGUAAAGUUGAGCAGUAAAUUAUUGAAGCACACUGAAGACGUCAAACGACGUGGUUUGUUGUUGAAAAUUCCACGCGACAUUACAAAAGGAAAACGACGACGAAUGGGCUUGCCAGAUGAAUAUUGCGACUAUCUUCAAUAUAAUAAAACAGCGAAUCGGGCAAGAACUGAUCCGAUUGUCGUUCUCUGUUCGAUGCUUGAAGAAAUUCUCAACGAUCUUCGUGACUUACCCGACAUGCAACCGUUUCUAUUUCCGGUGAAUGCUAAGAAAGUUCCGGAUUAUUAUAAGAUCGUCCAAAGUCCGAUGGAUUUGACAACAAUGAGAGAGAAACUUCGUCAAAGGAAAUACAACACGAGAGAAGAAUUUCUCGCUGACAUCAACCAAAUUGUUGACAAUUCUUCACUUUAUAAUGGACCAACGAAUAACAUUACGAUGGCUGCUAAAAGACUUCUUCAGAAGUGUGUCGAUCGUCUAGCUGAACGUGAAGAUAAAUUGAUGUUGUUAGAGAAGGCAAUUAAUCCACUUCUCGGUGAUGAUGAUCAAGCGGCUUUGUCGUUUAUUUUCGAGAAGUUCUUGAACGGAAAGUUAAAGCCAAGACAGGAAAGUUGGGCAUUCUUAAAGCCGGUAAAUAAGAAGUUAGUUAAAGGAUAUUACGACAUCAUAAAGCAACCAAUGGAUUUAGAAACGAUAACAAAGAAAGUGUCUGCACAUCGAUACCAUUCACGUGUUGAUUUUCUCGCUGACAUUCAGUUGAUUGCUGGUAACAGCGAGAAGUUUAAUGGACCAGAAUCGAAACUAACGAAGGAAGCGAAAGUUCUUGUCGACUUUACGAAAAGCUCUCUUGAAGGUCUCGACAUUGGACAUUUGGAAGCGAACAUUGCACAAGUUAAAGAGCGAGCGAAGGAAUUGGACUUCAACUGGGGUGACGAUGAAUCAUUUGCCGAUUUCUCAUCGAAUCGACUGGCGGGGGAUGGCGAUGACUUGGAUGGAAGCGAACUACGAGCUGGUCCAUCAACUGUGACAUCACAACCUGAAGUUAAACGUGCUCGUGGACGUCCAAGGAAGAAUCCUGGCUCGGGUCCAAGUAAAUAUGUUAAGAAAGAGAAGAUUAAACCUGUAGAAGAAGUCAUUGACGUUGUUGGUGACUUUGGACCUGGCCCUGUGAAGCAGGAAGACUCGCGUUAUCAGUCUGACAACUUCAGCAUGUCAUUCGACGUGUCAGGCAUUCCAAGUGAUCAACAACAACAAAUAAUGUUGCAAGAUGAUCAAGCAAUGAUCAUGCAACAAGGUUUAGUUCCAGGUCAAGAUGAUAAUGACAGUCAACAAGCUGCUGAAGCAAUGAUUCAACUUGGUUAUUAUUCAACUUCCCAACAGCCACAACAAGAUGAAUCGAUGGACUUUGAUCCUAAUUACGAUCCUUCCGAUUUCCUGAUAAAGAAAGAUGAAACAACGAGCCAACCUGUCAUUCAAAUCCAACCGCCACUUCAGCCACAACAACCACAGCCGUAUCAAGAGAACUUUGAAUACUCAGCAAACAUUCAAGAUCCGUCGGAAAAUGAGACGGCUGAGUCAUCACAGAAUCAAGCUGAGACGAGCAAAGAUGAUGACGAAGGUCUUUGGUUUUAA
Clunio marinus is the source of this 5617-nucleotide messenger RNA. The record is from the annotation of a GenBank genome assembly. Lineage: Eukaryota; Metazoa; Arthropoda; Insecta; Diptera; Chironomidae.